UAAACGGGGGCGUCGACGCCGUGGAGGACCAGUUGCUGCACUGCUUUGUGCACCACCACAACUCGAAGCGGUCAUCACACUGUGGCUGCACACCAAGUUUCCUGCACAGUACCUGUCAACUGCGAGUGGACCUGUGGAAGUAAUCUACGUAUUCAGCAUAUCGAUUCCGGUCAAGAGGGAUUUGCAGCAGCAGCAGCAGCAGCAACCAUGGGUCACGUCAAUUUCAAAGUCAUUCUUGGAAUCUUGGGAAACAUCACUGCCAUCUGCCUGUUUACGUCGCCAGUUCCCACUUUUUCUAAGAUUGUGAAGAAGAAGACUGUGGCUGAGUUUUCUGGUAUUCCAUAUGUUUGCACAUUGCUCAAUUGCCUACUAUGGGUUGUAUAUGGCCUUCCAAUUGUGGAAUUUCAAGUACUUGUAAUCUCCAUCAAUGCAGCGGGUUGUCUUAUUGAGUUUACAUAUCUUGCAUUGUAUUUGACAUAUGCACAAAAAAGUAUUAGGAUGAAGGUUAUGAAGGUUUUAAUGGCAGUUUUGAUAACUUUUAUUGCGGUAACAAUACUUGUGUUGGAACUAGUGCACGACAAGAAAAAACGCAAGCUUAUUAUUGGAACUCUUUGUGCCGUAUUUGCCGUAGGAAUGUAUGUCUCUCCGCUCACUGUAAUGAAAAUGGUGAUUCAAACUCGAAGCGUGAAGUAUAUGCCAUUUUUACUUUCACUAUUCAAUUUCAUCAACGGUCUUGUGUGGUUUGGCUAUGCAUUUUUUGGUGGAAUAGAUAUCUUCAUUGCCAUUCCCAAUGGAUUAGGGGCACUCUCCGGUAUUGCUCAACUAGCAUUGUAUGCAUUUUAUAGAAAUGCAACACCAAGAGAUGAAGAUGAGAAAGAUGGCCCUACUAAACCUACAAACAACUCUAUUGAAAUGGAGAAAAACGACACUUAUAAGCAAUCCAAUGUUUGAAAACGAGUUCCAUCAAAACAUACCAUAAUUGUACUUAGCAAGACUUACUUUUUAAGCUACGACAAAGUUUUAUUUUCCUUAAGUUUGUCUAUGUAACAACGGUUGUUGCAUGUACAAGCACUUUCUAUGUAACUUCUUUUGUGUUUGAUUUAAAUAAAGAUAUGCAUGCAAAUCCGUGAUUUGUUAAUGUUAUAAUAAAACUACAUCUAUUAAGACA
This is a messenger RNA of Physcomitrium patens, 1168 nucleotides long. RefSeq names its product bidirectional sugar transporter SWEET4. Lineage: Eukaryota; Viridiplantae; Streptophyta; Bryopsida; Funariales; Funariaceae. Gene Ontology annotation, cellular component: membrane. The record is from RefSeq and is a predicted model, not a curated record. Gene Ontology annotation, biological process: carbohydrate transport. Gene Ontology annotation, molecular function: sugar transmembrane transporter activity.